This is a messenger RNA of Brachypodium distachyon (stiff brome), 947 nucleotides long. RefSeq lists its product as uncharacterized. Bases 184 to 660 code for a protein of 158 amino acids. The transcript has a single exon. The record is from RefSeq and is a predicted model, not a curated record. NCBI's taxonomy places the organism in Eukaryota, Viridiplantae, Streptophyta, Magnoliopsida, Poales, Poaceae.
UGUCCUCACAAUAUUCCAAGCUUCUAACCCCUCGUCUUUGUGCCCUGUGGCGUUAUAUAUAAGCACCAUGGUUGCCACCACCGGGGACAUUGGCCUCUCUUUUCUCUACCACAUACCCAUCACAAACCCAAAGCCAAAGCUCACUAGCCAGCCAUCAGACAGACGCUUGAACAGUUCAGGAAUAUGGGCAACGCGAUGCCAUGCUUGGUCCAGGGCACGAGGGCUCUGCCGGCGCCGGCGGCCAUGAAGCCCAAGCGGAGGAGGACGACGACGUACUCCCUCAAGCCUCUCGUGAAGGCCCUCCACAGGAUGAAGAUGAAGAAGACGCCGUGCGACGACGGCAGGGCGCCGCCCAUGCCCAAGAUCGGCAGCAAAUCCCCACCGGGAGCACAGGGAGGAGGAGUGAAGGGCGUCGUCAAGGCCAGCGGCUGCGGCAAGGCGGCUGCCCCGAGACGAGCGGCGGGCCACAGGAAGGGCGUCGUGAGGGUGAAGGUUGUGCUGACCAAGGAGGAGGCGGCGGCGCUGCUGUCGCUGACCGUCGGCGGGCAGAAUACGGCGGCGCAGAUCGUGGCCGAGAUCAAGCGGAUGGAGGCCCGCCGCGCCGCGGCCAACGGCUCGUGGCGCCCCGCGCUGGAGAGCAUCCCCGAGGAGUCGUCGUAGGAGGAGCAUAGAUGCUACUGCCGUUCAUGUAGGAUUCAUCCUGUUCCUGUGUGGGAAAGAGGGGAACGACGGUGAGAACGGAGAGAUUUGGGUUGAGAGGCGAGCCGGCGACAAUGUAAAGCUCCCCCUCCCAUGCAUCCAUGAUGGUGAUGCCGGUGUGUAUAUAGCAUGCAGCUUCCCCUUUUUGAAGCUUCUCUCUUCUGUUCUCUUCUCCCUGUUGCUCAUCUCACCUGUACUUGAUCACCAAGUGAAAGAAAUGGAACGAGAUCUCGCCCUUCUUCUUUAUC